Messenger RNA from Eubalaena glacialis (North Atlantic right whale), 871 nucleotides. RefSeq names its product lipocalin 2 (gene LCN2). The record is from RefSeq and is a predicted model, not a curated record. The transcript is spliced from 7 exons. Lineage: Eukaryota; Metazoa; Chordata; Mammalia; Artiodactyla; Balaenidae. Bases 46 to 645 code for a protein of 199 amino acids. Gene Ontology annotation, molecular function: small molecule binding.
CCUUCAGCUGCUGUAGGGAGCACCAGCCUCCUCAGCCCUGAAACCAUGCCCCUAGGUCUCCUGUGGCUGGGCCUCAGCCUGCUGGGGCCCCUGCACACCCAAGCCCAGGAUUCCACCCCCAACCUGAUCCCGGCCCCACCUCUGUUCAGGGUCCCGCUGCAGCCCAACUUCCAGGCUGACCAGUUCCAGGGGAAGUGGUACAUCGUAGGCUUGGCAGGGAAUGCACUUAAGAAGGAAGAACAAGGCCAGCUUAAGAUGUACGCCACCACCUACGAGCUGAAAGAAGAUCGCAGCUACAACAUCACCUCCACCCUGCUCAGGGACAAGCGCUGUGACCACUGGAUCAGAACUUUUGUCCCAAGUUCCCAGCCCGGCCAGUUCACCCUGGGCAAUAUUAAGGGCUUCCCCGGGGUGCAGAGCUAUACCGUGCGAGUGGCGACUACCAACUACAACCAGUUUGCCAUAGUGUACUUCAAGAAGGUUUACAAGAACCAGGAGUACUUCAAGACCACCCUUUACGGGAGGACCAAGGAGCUGACCCCUCAGCUGAAGGAGAACUUCAUCCACUUCGCCAAAUCCCUGGGCCUCACCGAUGAGUACAUCCUCUUCCCUGUCCCAAUCGACCAGUGCAUCGAUGACCAGUGAGGGUGCAGACUGCUGUUGUCUCUACUUCCCCGUCUCCCUCUCAGGUGCCUCCUGUCUCUCUGCUCCCAUCACCCUCCUGUCAGCCUUUGCCCGGCUUGGUGCCCAGCUGUCCCCGCCAGCCCAGACACCAGUGACAGGAGAGAGUCCAGAGACCCUUCUCAUGGCACUGCCCACCAGCUGCUCUCCGGAGCCCCACCUUGCCUGCUAAAUAAACACAUGUCCCGGU